AUGGCUUCUCUGGUGCCGUGGGGAGGAACCCGCGGGUGGGAGUACGACCCCUUCGCCAUGGACGUCUGGGACCCCCUCGACCUCCGCCGCGGCGGCGGCACCGCCUGGCCCUCGUGGGACGUCGGCGGCCUGCUGGGCCGCGCCGGAGAGGAAGGCGACGACACCCUCGCCAUCGCACGCACCUUCGUCGACUGGCAGGAGACCCCCGAGGCCCACAUCUUCCACGCCGACGUCCCCGGUGCGUAGUCAUCAUCUAGAGAGCGAAAUAAAGAAGAGAGAGAUCGAGAGAGGAAGAUGGCGUCGUCUUCUUCUUCUGUGUGUUUUCCUGAGCUUUCCUUCUCUUGUGUGUGUAUGGGUGGUGGUGAAGGAGUGAAGAGGGAGGAGCUGAACGUGCAUGUGGAGGACGGGAACAUACUGCAGAUAAGCGGGGAGAGGACCAGGGAGGAGGAGGAGAGCACCGACACGUGGCACCGGGCGGAGAGGCGGCGCGGCAGCUUCCUCCGCCGCUUCCGGCUGCCCCUCGACGCCGACAUGGACGCCGUCCGCUGCUCCCUCGACCACGGCGUGCUCACCGUCACCGUCCCCAAGAGGGAGGCAGCCGCCGUCCCCCGAACCAUCCAUGCCGUCGACAUUGCCACCGCCGGCGACUGA
Molecule: messenger RNA, 651 nt
Organism: Spirodela intermedia
Lineage: Eukaryota; Viridiplantae; Streptophyta; Magnoliopsida; Alismatales; Araceae
Source: the annotation of a GenBank genome assembly